Molecule: messenger RNA, 500 nt
Organism: Cherax quadricarinatus
Lineage: Eukaryota; Metazoa; Arthropoda; Malacostraca; Decapoda; Parastacidae
Source: RefSeq, a predicted model, not a curated record
CUUAAUUUUUGUCUUUCAUAUUUUAGGCUAUGCUGGACAUGUGUGGAUGUGCAGGAUGGUUAGCAUCAUCUCUGCAGGUACAAGUGUUAAUGCAGAUGAUCACUCAGGCACGCUGGCAUACAGACAACUCUCUCCUCACUCUCCCACACAUCAUCUCUGAAACAUUGUACUGUUUUAAACAUGCAGGAAACAACAUCCAGUGUCUGCCGGAGCUGGUGCACAUUGUUGGUGGGAAAUACGAAAGGCUGGCAGGAAUGUUACGUCAGGAACUGGAUGAGGGACAGAUUGAGAAUGUGUUUAAAACUCUUCAGCAACUACCAAUGUUGAGUGUUAGUGUGGUAGUAAGAGGAUGGUGGGACAACUCUGAAAACCAAACUGAUGCCAAAAUUAAUAUUAGGACUACUGUGGAGAACCGGAAAGACAAGGACUGGAUUGAAGUUCACGCAGAUCAGGAGUAUACUCUAGUAGUCAGCCUUCAUCGUAUCAACAAGGUCAGUUAA